Drosophila nasuta is the source of this 1921-nucleotide messenger RNA. RefSeq names its product transmembrane protein 184C-like. Bases 428 to 1921 code for a protein of 497 amino acids. The record is from RefSeq and is a predicted model, not a curated record. Lineage: Eukaryota; Metazoa; Arthropoda; Insecta; Diptera; Drosophilidae. The transcript is spliced from 6 exons.
CAGACAGUUUAAAUUUCCCCUUAUCAAGAGAUAGUCUCAUACAAAAACGAAAAAUUAACAAAUAAUAUUAAUUUGCUUUUGCUAGUUUAGAAAUUUUGCAUUGUGUAUGAGUUGUUGUGAAACAAGCAAUAACAACAUGUAUGUAAGGUGCUUGAAAAAAGUGUGUAGGGGUAUGCACAGUUCCAUAUAAGGGCCACACAGACGACCGCAAACCAAGCAAAAAAAUACAACAAAAAAAAUCAACCUACAAUAACGGGGCGGCGGCAACAACAAUAAAGACAACGAAAACAACAACAAAGCGACACAACAACGAAGUUGCCUCUGCUUUGCUUUGCUGCAGCUUUGCGGCUUUGCCUUGUGACGAAAGCAAAAUCUGAAGUGUUUCUUCAUCGCAAAAAGUAAAAUCCAAAAAACCAAAAAUAACGUGAUGUGCCGCCCUGACCUACGACGUUUUUGUGAAGAGUGGCGAAUCUGGAUACGUCCAUUGCUGAUAAUCACAUACGUUGUAUUUGCGAUCAUCGUUGUUCCGUUACUAAUUGUGAACUCCGUGAAGGAUGGAUUCAAACGCAAUGAUCAGCUCAUACUCAUUGGCGGCCUGUUCGUGCUCUCUGCCGUGCCCAUUUCCAUUUGGCACAUCAUACAACACGUCAUUCACUUCACAAAGCCCAUAUUGCAGAAGCACAUCAUACGCAUCUUGUGGAUGGUGCCCAUCUAUGCUUUGAAUGCGUGGAUCGGCUUGUUCUUUCCCAAGCAUUCAAUCUACGUGGACUCAUUGCGCGAAUGCUAUGAAGCGUAUGUGAUCUACAACUUUAUGGUUUACUUACUGCACUAUUUGAAUCUCAACAUGGAUCUGGAGGCCACCAUGCUGUACAAGCCUCAGGUGUAUCAUUUCUUUCCGCUCUGCUGUAUUCGUCCCUGGGUCAUGGGUCGCGAGUUCAUCCACAAUUGCAAGCACGGAAUUCUACAGUACACUGUAGUGCGACCUAUCACCGCAUUUAUCUCAGUAAUAUGUGAACUGUGCGACGUGUAUGGCGAGGGCGAAUUCGCUGGCAAUGUUGCCUUCCCCUAUAUUGUGGUCAUUAACAACAUUUCGCAGUUUGUGGCCAUGUAUUGCCUGGUGCUCUUCUAUCGUGCCAACAAGGAGGACUUGAAACCCAUGAAACCCAUUCCCAAAUUCCUGUGCAUCAAGGCUGUGGUGUUCUUCUCAUUUUUCCAAGGUGUCCUUCUAAAUGUACUCGUUUAUUAUGGCCUGAUUAAGGAUAUCUUUGGCUCAGAUGUGGGCGAUGCAAAUCUGGCAUCCAUGUUGCAAAACUUUCUCAUUUGCAUUGAGAUGUUUAUUGCAGCCAUUGCGCACAUUUACAGCUUCCCGCACCAUCCAUUCCAUAUUAACUCGCCCCAGUAUUGGAAUAAUCCCAAUCACAGCUGGUGCCGCGCUUUUCUCUCAAUGAUGGACAUUUCUGACAUGCAGGAGGAUGUCACCGAGCAUCUGGGCGUAGUCAGCAGUUCGAUCAGUCGUCGUUUUCAGGGUCGUAGCACAUAUCAGCCGCUUGCACGCGGACCACGGCGAUCGAGCAGUGAGUCAGAGUACUUAAUAGGCAAGCGGCAGGAUGAGUCGUUGGCGGGGGGCAGCUCAACGCAAGCAGCAGGCGCCGCGGCUGCUGGUGAUAAUAGCAAUAGCAACAAUUACCAACAACAACAACUGCACUUGCCGGGCUCCAAUAUGAAACAGUCGUCGACGCGCCAACGCGAAACGCAUCUGCAUCUUCGUGAACGUGAUCAGCAGCACUUUGUGGGCGGCGUUGGUGCGCCCCAGGCAGGCGGCGUCAGCAAUUUUCCGCAGGCACGAACUGGUGCCUCGGCUGCCGCGCCCAUUCCCGAGUCCAACGAUGAUUAUGCACUGCUGCUGGGCACGGGUAGAUGA